AUGAUCACUAUUUACAAAUUAUUCGAAGAAGAUGCCCUCGAUCAAAACAAUAACAAAAAAGGCUACGAAAACUGGGUCUAUCAGAAAUGGGAGGAAGAAACGAUUGAGUUUGAAGACUCUUUUAGAAUUCUAGACAGGCUUCGAUUACUGGAGAGCAAGCUUGCCCAAGUGAUCAAGAAUAGAAAGCAGCGACUGGGCAACUUCGAGGACAAAGUCUUCUUUGGAAUCUGGACGGCAGACGACAUGAUCAUCAAAUGGGAGAAACAAAAGCUUGAAAAAGCUGUCGGCUUCUCUGGCAUGAUCGUCGCAUAUUUCUUCAAAAUGAUGGAAUUAAACUUUACCGUGAUUGAGCGAGGAUCUGAAAUUGGCGGAACUUGGUACUGGAACUCCUACCCGGGAAUUGGCUGUGAUGUGCCGAGCCAUUUGUACUCGUUUUCUUUCUAUCUCAAGUCGAAUUGGACGCAUUUUUUCUCCUAUGGUGGAGAAAUUCACAAACUCUGGGAAAUCACAAAACUCAAAGAUGGCAAAACAACAGAGGAGUCGUACAACAUCUUGAUUUCCUGCGCCGGAGGACUUCAUCGACCAAACUGGGGUGGAUUCAAAGGAGUUGAGAAGUACAAAGGCCUCAAGGUUCAUACAACUCGCUGGCCUCAAGAUCUCGACUUGACGGGAAAACGAGUUGGAAUAAUCGGCUCCGGAGCAUCUUCAAUUCAGAUUUUACCGUCAAUCGUUCGUCAGUUCAAAAUUGAAAAGCUGGUUCAUUUUCAACGAAACGCAGCAUUUGUUCUUCCACGAAAUCAAUUCGCUUAUUCCAAUCGCGCGAAAUCCAUUCUAGCCGUCUUUCCCUUCGGUAUUCUCUACAGAUGGUCUCAGUAUUUGAUCCGCGAAAUUCGAUUCAUCUUUCUCUGGCGAUUUUGGAAGCUUGGAGUAAACAAGUGGAUCCGAGGACUUCAUGCGACGGGGAUUAGAAAGCAUAUCAAGGAUAAACGAGUGGCAGAAGCGAUGGUUCCUGACUAUGUUAUGGGAUGCAAACGAAUUCUUAUAUCGGACGAGUUCUACUCAGCACUCAACAAGCCCUGUUAUAAUUUGGACAACUCUGGCAUUGUCGAGCUCAGCGAAAAAGGAAUAGUAACGAAAGAUGCGGAACAUGAGCUCGAUGUCAUCAUUUUUGCAACAGGAUUCGACUUGUCCUCGAAUUUUAACUUCUUGGUUGAGCACAACCCCAACCUCGAGAUGCUGAAGCCGGAUGCCGAGAAGAAGACUUUCUGGGGAGUAUUUUAUCCAAAGGUGCCGAAUCUUGUUGGUUUAUUAGGACCAAUGACUGGUCUUGGGCAUAAUUCUAUCAUUUUCAUGAUUGAGUGCCAGCUCCAAGCAAUCAUAAACGUCAUCAAAUUGCUUUUUGAGGAACGAAAAGACUGCUUCGUGGUUACUGAUAAAGCUGUUGAUGAAUGGAACGAAGAAUGGGUCGAGCGAAUCGAGAGUUCCAUCUGGGCCCGAUCAAACUGCGUCAGUUGGUAUCAACAAGGAGAUCCAAACAAUCGAGCUUGGGGACUUUGGCCAGGCUCUACUACUGAGUACUGGUGGCGAACCAGAAAUAUUUCUAAGAAAAAUUUCAAGUUCUUCAAUUAA
Messenger RNA from Oikopleura dioica, 1629 nucleotides. Lineage: Eukaryota; Metazoa; Chordata; Appendicularia; Copelata; Oikopleuridae. The record is from the annotation of a GenBank genome assembly.